CCCUCUUGGAAAUGGCAGGUAGCGGCCGCCACUGUGCCCCUCUACGAUUGGCUCGUCGCUCAGGUAAACCAGUCUAUUCGGCCUCUCCUCUACCUCGCGCGACACGGAAAAUUCAGGCUACGCGAACACCGUUCCUACCUGUACACACGAUACGAAAACUCAACUCUGGCGACAUAUGUGCACACGUAGCGCGUCGUGAUUCAAAUUCUCCCUGUUCGUACAUUCCCCGAAGGCUGUGAACUCACUCUAAAACUCCCCAAGAAGUUUCAGGCGAACUGCAAAAAGUCGAAAAAGUUCAAAACAAACGCGCCAACUUUUGACAUGACACCGCUCGUCGUUUGUUUUCACCGUGUCGCGAUCCAAUCUACCGUUGUUGUUUUUCUGUGAAGUGUGUUGUGAUGUUAAGUUGUGUUUGUCUCGUUUCUACAGACUAGAACUUCCGUUUCGCGUGAGAUGAUGUGAUAUCCAGCUUGCACCUGGACCGAAAGUUAGGUUAAGUCUACUGAAAUCUGUGAUAACUCCCGGGAACACGCUUGAAUCAAACAGGUGUCACGUGGCAACAUGUCGGAUAUCGUUUGUUUGUAAACUAUCCGAAAGAAAAUCGUGUAAAUGAGCAUAAAAGGCCUAAACAUGAUCGGGCCCCACUACGUAUGCGUUCUAUACGUGGCAACGGCUGGCCUUCAGGGCCCACUUAUGGGCUCUGAUGAACAGGAGAUCGUACUGCUCAUCUAUGUGAUUGUCGACGUUGUACAUAAUAAGAUCGAUAGUCCAAGAUCUGUUGUGCCACGGAAAGCCCAUAUGUUUACGUGGAGGGAAUAA
Acanthoscelides obtectus is the source of this 819-nucleotide messenger RNA. The record is from the annotation of a GenBank genome assembly. NCBI's taxonomy places the organism in Eukaryota, Metazoa, Arthropoda, Insecta, Coleoptera, Chrysomelidae.